Molecule: messenger RNA, 1029 nt
Organism: Rotaria socialis
Lineage: Eukaryota; Metazoa; Rotifera; Eurotatoria; Philodinida; Philodinidae
Source: the annotation of a GenBank genome assembly
AUGGACACUUGUAAUACAAACAAGUCAGUUGAUGAUCUUGCAACAAAGGAAGAGAAAAAUAUGAUUAUACCAUCAUUGAUCUUACCUAAGACAGACAAACCCAUUGUGGUUAUUCUGACUCCGGAAUUGAAUGAUACGUACUCUGGCGAUUCUUGGCGAUUUUCAUUCGAUCAGCUAGCUGCAAAGUUUCAAAUGAUUGGUGCUCAUGCGAUAUCACUACCAUGGCCCAAAGCACCCAUUAUACAUAAUUCUUCAUCUUCGAUUCGAUAUGUAGCCAAUCUUGCUUGGGGCUAUCAUACUAUCGUUGAUCGAUGGACAAAAUGGCUCCAUAGUUGGCCAAAAGAUACGAUAUUAAUCAAUUCUCCAUCGCUUCUUCUGUGGAAUACUCGAAAAACUUACUUGAAAGAAUUGGAGAAAGCAAAUAUUUCAGUCAUUCCAACAUUGUAUGUCGAACAGAUUGAUGAAAAAAUACUGAAUGAUGCUGCAGCACAUUUUUCCAGUUCUGACCUAAUCGUCAAACCUCAAGUGUCGGCAUCUGGUUUUAAUAUGGUACGCGUAUUGGUUGGCAGUUCGGACUUUGCUUCGUCACCAAAAUCAUUGAGUGUCACUGCGGCUAUUGAUGAGUUAAUACGCUUGGGUGCUGCUCAAUCGGCAUCGAUGAUUCAACCUUUCAUGCCAGAUGUUAUUCGUGAAGGUGAAGUUUCAGUACUCAUGUUUGCUGGACGGUUGAGUCAUGCAGUUCGAAAGUGUGCAUCACCCGACGAUUAUCGCGUACAACAUGAAUAUGGUGGCAUUGCAACUGUUAUAGAUCAACCUUCAGCUGAAAUAAUUGAAUUGGCUCAUGCUUCGCUAGCAAUCUGCCCUGAAACUCCUAUCUAUGCACGUAUCGAUAUGAUACAUGAUCACUUGAAUAGACGUUGGUGCAUCAGUGAACUUGAACUUAUCGAGCCAUAUCUGUUUUUAAAUGAAGCACCUGAUGGAGGCUUGACAUUUGCACGUGCCAUCAUGCAAUUUCCUUAUUUGAGUUAA